AUGAGUGCAUCCAAACAUCAGGAAAGUGAGGUGAGAAUCAAACACUCUCUGAAUAAGGAUGAGGAAGACUUUAUAGUCAACAGAAGAAAAUCUGUUCCAACCCUGGAGAACCUUGGGACACACUACAGUCAGGAUGCAGUGCAAAACAUUGCAUUACUGGGUUCUGGAGGAGGACAAAGAGCCAUGGUGGGUUUGCUGGGAUCCCUGGUUCAGCUUGAUAAAGAGGGUCUUCUGAAACGCAUCAUUUAUCUGAGCGGAGUCUCUGGAUCCGCCUGGUGCAUGGCCUCCUUAUACCAAGAACCAGACUGGUCCACCAAACUAGAGACUGUGAAGGACAAAAUCAUCAGGAGACUCAGCGGUCCUGCAGUCAGCUGGGGAGACGCAUUUGCCAAACUGAAGAAAUAUUACUAUGAGAAAGACCACUUCAGCUUGACUGACGUCUGGGCAGUGAUGGUCGUCACAGAAUAUGUGAAAGAGAUUGACGAAUGCAAACUCUCAGAGCAGUGGAACCAGGACAGUAAAGACCCGUUCCCCAUCUACACAGCGAUCGACAAGCAAUGCAAACAGCUCAAGGACGAUAAAACAGAUGCCUGGUUUGAGAUCAGUCCAGUUGAAGCAGGUUAUUCUCUCACUGGAGCGUUUGUGGAAACAUCCAGCUUCGGCAGCAAGUUUGACAAAGGCUCAAAGACAAAACAGCAGCCUGAAGCUGACAUGCUGUACCUGCAAGCUCUGUGCGGCAGCGCUUUAGCUGAUGGAAAGAAGAUGGUUAAAUUCAUCUGGAAACAAAUAAAAGAUUUUUUACAUCAUGUACAUCCAAUUCUUGAGGAAAUGGGGAAAGACCCAAAUGACCCACCUGCAGAAAAGUAUUUCCAGGUGCUCAUGGAUCUUGUGGACAUGAAUCUCUCUGUUUUGAAUGGCACUGAUCCUUCUGCUUAUGACGAAUCCAUCAGAAAAACACUGAAAGAGCUGAUUUUUCAAGUGGAAAAACUGGAUCUCGCUAAUAAAGAGGCAGCAAAACUAUAUAUGGAACGGUACACCAUGGACGUGUGCAACCAUUUGAGUGAUCGGUUCAGUCUCUGGCCAUUCGAUGUUUGCAUCAGCAUUGGUAAAUGCAUGGUUCAGUGGAUUUGGGGCAGGAAAUAUAACUUUCUCCAUGACAUGAAAGAUGAAGCAGUGCUUCCUGUUCUUCUGGAAAGUGAGACGAGAGACUAUAUAGACGCCGCACUGUUGAUCAACUCACCCUACUUCUCAAUGCUGAGAGAAGAACGAGACAUUGACCUCAUCAUUUCCCUGGAUUUCAGUGAUGGUGAUCCUUUCAUGACAUUGACACAAACUGCAGAUAUUUGCAAGAAACAAAAGAUCCAUUUCCCCGAUGUUCCAGAGUUUUCUGAAGAAGAAAAAAAAAACCCAAAGGACUUCUAUGUGUUCGAAGGCACAAACACUCCAACCGUGAUUCACAUGCCUCUGUUUAAUGUGGUCAACUGUGGAGGUGAUAUUGAGAUGUGGAGGAAGAAAUAUAGCACCAUGCAAGGCCCUUACAACCUUAAGAUGAUCACUGAUCUCAUGGAGGUCGCUGGAAAAAACAUCUCAAACAACAGAAAGAAACUGCUGGACUAUAUGUUGCGUAAAAAUACUCCAGUCUAAACUAAACACACCUAAAUUCAAUACACAUUUGAGUAAAGGCUAAACUGAUCUGCAUAUCAGUCAUUUUACAAUAAAUAGUUUAAUUUCUUUAAUCUUAAUCAUCACUUAAUCAUAAAAAAUAAAUAAUCUUAAUCAUAAAUCAGCAUAACUUUUUCUGCAAAAUGUGAUUUAAUUGCUCUUUAAUAUGUUAAAAAUGCUUCUACAUGUUUCAGUCUAAUUCUUAAUUGCUUAAGCAUUAAAUAUCAUUAAUUGUUUAUCAUUAAUGAUCAACCCAACAAUAGCAGACUAGAUUAAUACCAUGAUUGUUGAUUAAAAAGACACUGUAUUACUUUGCUUCUGUUCUAAUGAACUAAUAAA
Messenger RNA from Carassius gibelio (silver crucian carp), 2001 nucleotides. Its product is annotated as cytosolic phospholipase A2 gamma-like. Gene Ontology annotation, molecular function: calcium ion binding; calcium-dependent phospholipid binding. The record is from RefSeq and is a predicted model, not a curated record. Gene Ontology annotation, cellular component: nucleoplasm; nuclear envelope; cytosol. NCBI's taxonomy places the organism in Eukaryota, Metazoa, Chordata, Actinopteri, Cypriniformes, Cyprinidae. Bases 1 to 1644 code for a protein of 547 amino acids. Gene Ontology annotation, biological process: glycerophospholipid catabolic process. The transcript has 14 exons.